Molecule: messenger RNA, 1857 nt
Organism: Fusarium sp. VM40
Lineage: Eukaryota; Fungi; Ascomycota; Sordariomycetes; Hypocreales; Nectriaceae
Source: the annotation of a GenBank genome assembly
AUGGCCAGCACCAGAACAAAACUUCCAGGUUUCGGCCUGCCUCUCAACUAUCACGUUGCUAGAAAGCCGUUUCCUGUCAUACUCUCUGACUCUAACCCGGACAACACAAAUGUCUGGGGGGCUACAACUUUGACCAUUCGAGAGAUCUGCAUGCUCAAAGUCAUAGAGGAACUCACUAAUAAGCCUGAAUGGUGGCGCAAAGUGAACGACCCAGAUAUUGCGGCCAAAUGGGUGAAAGAGGCUAUGGCGAUGCCUUGGGCAGACUAUCGCCGAAACGGUGAUUUUACUCAGCUUAUGGCUAAUGCUUGUAUCGAUGAGCUACGCAAAAAGGCAGAAAUUUACGAAAAAACAGGCCUCAUUCCUGUCAUGGACUACGAUACCGCUGCUAUCAAGUCAGACAAACUAGUUCCCCAAGAACUUCGCGAAGCCCUCAAAGCUGCCGUCGCUCCUCUGGAGAACGUCCCUGAGGAUCUGAAAGACUGGCAUCCUGGUAGCGAUGGAAAAGUUCUCGACAUUGUGCAUCCGUCUCUUUGGCCUUUAGUCUAUGGACGCUCUCGCAUCCUCACAGAUAAGCGUAUUAGUGCUGAAGAAGCUCUGACAUAUAGCGGAGCCAGCACUGUCAUACCCGGAGACCCUCCAACCGACUUUGAGGGCGAAAAGACCCAAGAAGACUACGACUUCCAUAUGUUUCACGUCAGUGCCUUCUCCAAGCGCUUCCAGUGGCUCCCUUGCGACGUUGAUCUGGCCGGUGAGCAGCCUCGUAUUGACAGCUACAUCAACAAUGUACACCCCAUAAAACAAGCUGAGCUGUACCCCAUCAUCGAGAAGUUCAUCGGAUUAUCACUCCCUGCUUGGGACCUCAUCCUCAGAUGGCAUCAGGACUUUAAAAUUCAGCGAGUCUUCACUGACAAUGUCAGAUAUGUGUGUAGAGUUCCACACGUAUGUGAACCGCACAAAUAUUGCUGUGAGGAUAACCGCCCUGUGGAUGAAGACGAGCCUCCUCGUGAAGAGGAUGAGAACAUGUCUGAAUGGUACACUCAAUCCGGACGCGAAGAGCGGGAUGGGGAAUGGUUCAGGAAGUACCAUACCCCAAACCGUCCAGACCCCAAGACAGACUUGGAAGAACCUGUCAAGCUCAACUCCAGCGACGUGAAAACCACUGGGUUCUUCAACAAUGCUCCUCGUGCGCAGGUCAUCGUCAAGCUUGCCAACAUUCAUCUCACCCCAGAGAAGCCGUCCUACGGCGGCGGCUCUUGGCAUAUCGAGGGCCAGCUGAACGAGCACAUCUGCGCGACUGCACUCUAUUACUACGACUGCGAGAAUAUCACUGACUCUCAUCUCGAUUUCCGCACAGUUGCAGACCCACAACUACUCACGGAUGACCUGUCAUAUGACCAAGGCGACUUCAGCAGUAUCGAGGACGUCUUUGCAAUCGAAUCGUACGGUGACACCGUACAAGACAUCGGCAGUGUCCUCACGCGCCAGGAUAGGAUGCUCUUCUUCCCCAACGUGUACCAGCACCAUGUCAGCCCCUUCGAGCUCGUCGACAAGUCGCGACCGGGCCACCGCAAGAUUCUAGCUCUUUUCCUAGUUGACCCUCUGUUGCCCGUUAUCUCGACCGCCAAUGUGCCGCCUCAGCAGCGCCAUUGGUUUGCCGAGGAAGUGCUCCAGGACAACAACCGUUUGGGAAAGUUGCCGCCAGAGCUGGCGAAUAUGGUAGUUGACAAUCUGGACUUCCCCAUCAGUUUGGAGGAUGCUAAGAAGAUCCGGGAAGAGCUCAUGGAGGAAAGGUCGGCACAGCAGAAGGACACAGACAGCAACAUUAGAUCACAUGAAUGGAACUUCUGUGAGCAUUGA